AUGUCUGCACCCUCAUUCUCCUCGUUUCCCCCUUCCUUUUCUUCAUUUCCCGAAUUAGACUCUGGUCGUCAAACCCCCAACGAACCGUCGGGUUCGCACAACGACAAGCGUCGAGAGAAGCGCGGCCAUAAGGCCGACAAAAAAAGCAAACACGACAAGCAUCAUAAACCCAAGAAGCACACCGAAGAUGGGGGAAAGCGGCAGGCACACGGUGUCCCACCAGAGUCUGGCCAAGGCUCCUCGAAACGUGUCUAUUAUUCUGAUCCUAAGGGGGAUCCUCUAAAUGUGUUGUACGGGGGGCUGCAUGCCGGAGAUGUACCUAAGCACCACUUGGUCGGCCGUGGCAAGAAGGUCCUGGGACUCUCUUCAGGCUGGACAGCAUCCCAUCGCAGCCGUAACGGCGUUGAGAUCGGCCCACGAGAGCGAAUCAAGACCGCCAGCCUCACGGAUUCCAAGGCACGCGCUCUCCUAGCGCUACCCCCGAAACGUAGGAUCGUAAAUCCCCCCGAGACUCACAGGUACGAGGAAGUGGACGGAUUCAUACGUCUUCCGACUCGUAAGGGCAACGGGGACCCGGAAUCAUCCUACCGUUCCAUUAAUAUUGGACCCAACGACCACACUGAUUCGAGUUCCUCCGAAUCCGAAGGAGCCGAUGAUGCCUCAAGCGACACCGACUCUGCGACAGAGCUAACAUCCCUCCAGGUAUCCAUCCAAUCCUUGGAACAGGAACUCUCUGCGGAUCCUACUUCAAUAACGCACUGGCUAGCCCUUCUGUCUCAUACGCUCUCUACAAUCCCGAUUACAUCUAAGAAUGCAACUAAAGCCCGUUCAGAGAUUACACUCUCAUUACUAGGACGCGCACUUGCCGCACACUCUCAGAACGCCGGGUCAACCCGCCUCCGAAUAAAGUACCUGAAAGCAGGGGAGGAAGUGUGGCAUGAGAGUAAAGUCCGUGCUGAGUGGGAGGGCGCCUUGAAGUUGGGCCGGCCUAGCCUGUGGAUGGAAUGGCUAGAGUGGAGGAUGAGGAACGGAAGUAACGGAAUACCAGGCAUUCUUGACGACGCAAGACGUGUCCUGACUGCGUUAGGGGAGCUAGAGUUAGCCAAAAUUAGGGUCUUUUGGAGGAUAGCCGUUGAGCUUAGGAAUGCAGGCUUCACCGAACGCGCCAUGGCCAUGUUCCAAGCGCAAUCUGAAUUGACAUUUGAAGUGCCUCAAGAUUUGUAUGGUUUGCCGCUGCCGCAUCUUUUGACUUCGCUGGAAGAGUUUUGGGAGUCGGAGACUCCAAGGAUCGGAGAAAUUGGCGCCAAGGGAUGGUCCUCUUGGUUUACGUCCAAGAAGGUCGAGCAGGCAAGAAACUCAGAAAGUUCGUCGGCGCUCGGCUCGAACCUCAACAUCUCCGACCCUUAUCUACGCUGGUCUCUCCUCGAACUCCACUCUGACCGACAUUUUCGCUUGCCCUCUCGCUCCUACGAUGCGGUAUCCGAAACAGAUCCAUACACAACCAUUCUCUUCGCGGAUGUUCGAGACACAUUGAUGGAUUUGAAGACCAAUCGCGCGAAAGACGCUUUUCGUCUAUCCUGGCUCUCUUUCCUCGGCCUUCACAUCCCAGGUUUUACCAACACCCUCAUUUCGGACGAUGGCAUGGAGUCCUGGGAUGAUAGAUGGGCGUAUACUCAUCUAACGGCGCCGGCGUUGCUGAAUUCUAUUUUCCCAUCGCCAUCGGAGCAGAAGGCGGUUCUCGCUGAUGCCGUCGCGGGAGUCAUUAUCGGUCGUUCGAAGGAGUACACGCCCGUAUUCGGACCGGUGAAAUCCUGGGGGUACGGAGUGCUGGGGGCUUUGGAUGUAGGGCUUGUAUUUGCGAAGCAGUCGCUCUGGUCUAAACAAGAACUGGAAAGUGCAGAUACCCUGUUGAUGCGGAGGGUUUUUGAGCAGCUGCGGCUCAGCGCCACAGAUCAUGAGUGGGAUGAGUUGGCUUUGGCGUUCGAACACACAUUGAAUGCGAAGGCUGCGACGAAGCUGUCGCGGACUUUCCUGUCGAAAGCACAAAACUCCCUGCCCCAUUGGUCGUUCCACGCCAAACUCGAACGCCUACGCGGAAAGCUAGACGAGGCACGGAAAAUCUACCAUACCGUGCUCAUCGCUUCAUCACCAUCUGCGGACACGCACUUCGCCCGAGGUAAGCUGUGGUGGGAAUGGGCUGAGAUGGAAUGGCUGGCUGGGAAAGACGCGGAGGCGUUGCAUGUGGUGAUGAAAGCAGCUGGUGUCGAAGGGGAAGGAGGAUUGGGCACGUUGAGAGCCAAGAGAUCUCUGGAAGAUGCCAUCAAUGCACUGCGUCAGAAUGAAGCGUGGAAAGAUAGAGAGGCUUGGAUACAGAUACAGGCACUACUGGUAUUGUUGGUUGGAGGAGGUCUGCCCGCUGCAUUGCAAGUUUUCGACCGAUACAAGGACCAUCAUGAAAUCGACGACGUGGCUCGGGAAAGCCUCACCGUGGCAGGUAUUCUUAUGACAUACCGGUACGGUGUUGUGCUUCGAAACCCAAUGCCUCCGGUACUACUGAGGGAUCGGGCGGCAGCUGCGCUCGAGUCUUAUGGAAGCAACUCGCUUGUGUUGGCGAUGUUCUUGGAGGCUGAAAAGGGACAGGGUGUAUGGGGACGAGUAAGGAGUAUGUUAGGAGACGAAGCGGCAGGAAAUGGACAUUGGAAGGAGAAGGACGUCGCUAGGCGAGUGGAGGAAGUGUGGAUUGCUGGCUGGGAGAAGGGAAGAUGGUUGGGCGAGGUCGAACGGACACGAAAAGGUCUCGCCGGCGCUACAGAGAGCGAACGAACUCGGGCUAGCUAUGUAAUAUGGCGUGUCUACCUCGAAUUCGAAAUUCGUGUCGGCCAGCUAGAGCGAGCUAAAAAGCUGCUAUACAGAGCGAUAGGUGACUGCCCAUUGGCCAAAGAGCUAUAUCUCUUGGCCUUCGGACCACUUCGCAAGGUUUACACUCCGAGCGAGCUAAAUGCAUUCGCGGACACCAUGGCUGAAAGGGGGCUUCGCAUGCGAAGUGGGUUGGACGAAGCUUUGAGCGGGUGGAAGGGCGACAGCGACGAGGAGAGCCAUGGCUCGGACAUGGACGAGAUUGAGCAGAACGCGGAGGAGUACCGGCGCUUAAGACCAUAUUAA
Molecule: messenger RNA, 3162 nt
Organism: Pleurotus ostreatus (oyster mushroom)
Lineage: Eukaryota; Fungi; Basidiomycota; Agaricomycetes; Agaricales; Pleurotaceae
Exons: 7
Coding region: 1-3162 (1053 amino acids)
Biological process (GO): RNA processing; negative regulation of RNA catabolic process; regulatory ncRNA-mediated post-transcriptional gene silencing
Cellular component (GO): catalytic step 2 spliceosome
Molecular function (GO): protein binding
Source: RefSeq, a predicted model, not a curated record